Strongylus vulgaris is the source of this 456-nucleotide messenger RNA. Lineage: Eukaryota; Metazoa; Nematoda; Chromadorea; Rhabditida; Strongylidae. The record is from the annotation of a GenBank genome assembly.
AUGAAGCGACAACCUCGUGACCCCAUUCGCGACAAACUUGUAAAUGAACGUCUAAUUUCAUUGGCUUAUGGACAAAUUGGUAUUAUUCAGGCUUCCGCUGGUUUCUUCACCUAUUUUUGGAUUAUGGCCGAUAACGGCUUCUGGCCUACAGAUCUGUAUCAGCUUCGUGCACAAUGGGAUUCUCGUGCGUACAAUAAUGUUCGCGACUCUUACGGGCAGGAAUGGGGGAUGACAAACUGGACCUUGAACUUUGGUCUAGUAUUUGAAACAGCUCUUGCAUGGUUCAUGUGCUAUUGCCCAGGACUCGAUAAUGGACUACGUAUGUAUGGAUUGAGAUUCUCGUGGUGGUUCUGCGCACUGCCAUUUUCAGUAUUAAUUUUCGUCUACGACGAAGCACGUCGUUUUGCUAUACGACGUUGGCCAGGAGGAUGGGCCGAAAGAGAAACUUAUUAUUAG